This is a messenger RNA of Trichomonas vaginalis G3, 1857 nucleotides long. RefSeq names its product TMEM62, metallophosphatase domain-containing protein. The coding region runs from base 1 to 1857 and encodes 618 amino acids. The record is from RefSeq and is a predicted model, not a curated record. NCBI's taxonomy places the organism in Eukaryota, Parabasalia, Trichomonadida, Trichomonadidae. Gene Ontology annotation, molecular function: hydrolase activity. The transcript has a single exon.
AUGUGGAAAAGGAUAAUUUCAUUCGUAUUCUAUCCACUUGUAUUCAUAAUAAUUUUACUAUUAGUAAUAGGCAUACAUAUUACAACAUCUAAUUCAGGAAUCAUCCCUCUAGAAAGCACUCCAACGCAAUAUAAUCUCACGACAAACCCAAAUUUCAUUGUACACCUUUCCGAUACACAUGUAUCACCGUGCUAUGAGACAGAGAGUCGCCUGCAAACAACUCUUUCGAUUAUUUCCCAGAAAAUAAGUCCAGACGCCGUGAUUUUAAGUGGCGACAUCACGGACAACUAUGUUGGCUGCAAACUCCCGACAUACUCAGAACCAACGCUUGUACAUUGGCAGGGCUACGAGAGAGCCAUCAAUGCUUCAGGUAUUGAUAGAGGCUUGCUCUUUGAAGUCCUUGGAAACCACGAUAUGUGGGGAAUUGCAUCAUUCUCGGAAAACGAAUAUGCCGCAAAAUUUACAAACACUUUUUCAGCGUCUUCCUUUUACUCUUUCUCGAAAACAUACAAUGGACUGAGAGUAGUAGGCUUUCAGCCACAAGAUUUCCCUACAGGCCAUGGACCGCAUUUCUUCGCGCCAGUCUAUAAAUCUAAAAUGAUUGAAGCAUUAAAAUCUCAGUUAGAAAAAAGUGACAAUGAAAAAUUUACUAUCGUAGUUAGUCAUUUUCCACAAGAAACUGUCAUGAAUUUCAAUGCAAAAACCGAAUCAAAAGAAACCUUUAAGUCAUUACUCAAGAAACAUAACGUUGUUGCUCAUUUAACUGGUCAUACCCAUCCAUUACAGCCAGAAGUGAAGCAUAACAAGCAGAACUACGUUGAAUUCACAUCAACACCCCUAAAGAUCGUUCCGGGCUUCAAUAUCCUUACAGUUGACCAUGGAUAUGUCAAUUAUGAGUUCCAAGUCUUGAAUAACUCCAAAGAUUAUGCAAUACUUACAUCUCCAGGACCCACAAAAUCCCAGAAAACUGUACUAAAUACCAAGAAAAUCCCAAUCAGAGUUUUAUCUUUUUCGAAUUCAAGGGAAAAACAGUUCAUGGUGUCCGGAUCAGCUAAAGGAACACUUACUUUUCAGAGAUUCAUCAAAGAAAACGUCGCAUUGUACUCCCUUGACGCAGAAUUCGAAAAUGGCAAGAAUAACAUUACAAUUUCAGGAGAUUUAGACUACUACUGCGAAUUUUACGUCGGAGAACAAGCCGGACCAUUCAGAGAAAAGCGCGCUCUCAAUGUCCAAAUGUGGUGGAUAAUUUUAGCGGCAAUUUUCCUUUACGUUUACUUAGUUCCUAUCCUUGUAUCAUUCUGGUUCAAAGCUGGCAUCAAAACAUACCUUUCCUGCAUUCUUUUCGGACCAAUCAAGAUUGGAAACGUUGUUAAGAAGACAUGCAUAUGGUAUAGAUGCCUUUUGACUUUCUUUUUCAUAUGGCCAUUCUUUUUACCGACAAUGAUCUACAAAACGCAAGGAAAAAUAUCAAUGAUUUGGACUUGGGGAAUUGUUGUCGACGGAAAAACGAAUUUUGACGUUUUUUCAUUGUGCGUUACCAUGUUCUACCACGCAUCAGUGUUUGUAGUCAUGCUGGACGUUGCUAUGAUCAUUGUCAGAAGAAAUUUCAAAUUUUAUAAGAUAAUUAUUGAUAUUUUGAUAGAUAUUGUUUUGCUUUGCGGCGGAUACUGUGUUUGGUUCAAGUUCGGACGCGACAUGGGCUACAAAGCCUAUUGGAUUGAUUCAUUUGUUUUUGUUUUGAUUCCAAUCGGAUUUGUGAUCGCUACUGUCUUCGAAUUUAGGUACCACAGAAAGAGAAAUGCAGAAAAUAAGAUAAUGAGUGAGACAGAUACAAUGUCCCCUCUUGACCAAACUUAG